AUGUCGGUGCCGAAGCAGGGACCUUUUAUUCUGGUGGCGCGCUUUGUCGGAAAGGGCGAAUCGGAGACUGAUGAGCUCGAGCGACUACUUCUUAACACGACGAAGCGGGCCAACUCGGAUGCCGAGCCGGGCACCAAGACCUACCGUCUAUCUCGUAACGCGAAUGACAAGUGCAAGCUGAUCGUGUUCGAGGAGUACGACAACGAGGCUGCUUUGCAGGCACACCAAGCUGCCGAUGCUUACCAGGCAGUGGAAAAGCGUGUGUCAGAACUGGCCUCAAGCUUUGACAUUGACUUCCUACAUGAGCUGCACCCUUAA
Messenger RNA from Malassezia restricta, 318 nucleotides. RefSeq lists its product as uncharacterized. The record is from RefSeq and is a predicted model, not a curated record. Lineage: Eukaryota; Fungi; Basidiomycota; Malasseziomycetes; Malasseziales; Malasseziaceae. The transcript is spliced from 3 exons. Bases 1 to 318 code for a protein of 105 amino acids.